AUGUUCAAUUCAGCCUAAAAAAGAGCUCCACCUUAACUCUAUGUAACUCCAAGAUAUAGAACUACACAAUCUGAAUACAAUAAUCCACAUUCUGAAAGAUUAUUUGAAAAAAGUAAAGAAAAUUCUUUCAAUUAACUGAAAAUUCUUCAAUAGAUUGGUUAUGGGAAAUUUAGCAAAGUUAUGUUAGCAAUGUAAUAAAUUAAAAAUAUAUAUAGGUUAAAUGGAGAAAAAUUUGCAUUAAAGAUAAUAAAUAAAAGUUGCACUAUUAAGACUUAAACUUAAUAGCAUUUAUAAAGAGAGAUUCAAAUAAUGAAGUAACUUAAUCAUCCUAAUAUUGUUAAAUUAUUUAAAGAUUUUUCUGAUGAGAAGAAUGUUUACUUGCUUUUAGAAUAUUGCAAUUAAGGUUCACUUUUUAAUUAAAAAUUUGAUUAAACGCAAAUAAAAUAAAUUAUUAAGGAAGUUUUGCUCGCUUUAAAGUAUCUUCAUAAUCAAGGCAUUAUGCAUAGAGAUAUUAAGCCAGAAAAUAUCUAUUUACAUAAUAAUCAUGUAAAAUUAGGAGAUUUUGGAAUUGCCUAGUAUAUAAAAAAACAAAGUAAAUCUUUUUGUGGAACCUUAGAUUAUAUGGCACCUGAAGUCAUUAAUUAAAAUUGUAAAUUAUAUUAUUUAAUAUAGUUUAUGAUAAUCGGAUAGAUAUAUGGUCUGUUGGAAUAUUGGCAUAUGAAUUAAGUAAUCUUGAACCUCCAAUUAAAGACAGAGAUUAAAAACUAUAAAUGAGACGAAUAAUUUCAGAGGAAGUGUAAUACCCUAGACAUUUUGAUCAUAAACUUAAAAAUUUUAUAUCAAAAUGUUUGAAAAAAAAGUGUGAUGAGAGAGCUACAAUAGAUGAGUUACUAAAUGAUGAAUUUAUUCAUUCUUGA
Molecule: messenger RNA, 917 nt
Organism: Paramecium pentaurelia
Lineage: Eukaryota; Ciliophora; Oligohymenophorea; Peniculida; Parameciidae
Source: the annotation of a GenBank genome assembly